AUGGCGCAAAUAGAUAUAGGUGUCCUUAUCAUUUAUGCCGCGAUACUCGUAUGCGUUGGCAACGCAUUUGCCUGUCAACUUGGUGCCUGGAAAGUUCGAAACCCAAACAUCAAGUUCAAGAUAGCCGCCGUGGUCGGUAACUUCAUGACAUUGGUCAGCAUGUUCGUCUUAGGAAUCACCUGCAUCUACUAUGACCAGUACCCAGUCUUCGGGUUCUUCUUGACUUUCCUCACCCCUCUGCUGGGAAGCCUAUCUAUCUGGUUAACACUGAUAGAUGCAGCUGUGAUUGGAAUACUCCGCGAUGAAACAACUAGGGCGGAAAUGGAAUGGGUAGAGGAAUUCGACCCGGAAGUGAAUGUGGACUUAAGAGAAUAUUCGUCUCAUUCAUCGCCUUCACAGGUUUACAUGUCCGCCGAUGUAGAGACGGCAAGUGAGAGUGACGAAGAGUGGGAUGCUCUACCGCCAAGGGUUGAAUUGGACGCCGAGUCCACCGAAAGCCCUCCCCAAAAUUCCAAAAAGACGGUGCGAUGGGCGACUGAAACCUGA
Molecule: messenger RNA, 546 nt
Organism: Annulohypoxylon maeteangense
Lineage: Eukaryota; Fungi; Ascomycota; Sordariomycetes; Xylariales; Hypoxylaceae
Exons: 2
Coding region: 1-546 (181 amino acids)
Source: RefSeq, a predicted model, not a curated record